Schistocerca gregaria is the source of this 4449-nucleotide messenger RNA. RefSeq lists its product as uncharacterized. The coding region runs from base 295 to 852 and encodes 185 amino acids. NCBI's taxonomy places the organism in Eukaryota, Metazoa, Arthropoda, Insecta, Orthoptera, Acrididae. The record is from RefSeq and is a predicted model, not a curated record. The transcript has 6 exons.
UCCGACGCCGCGGACCAGAGAGCGCCAGUGUUCCAGGCGCCGCCGCCUUCUGCACGCGUCGUUGCCUCGCCGGCGCCGCCUCAUCGCCGCAGCGGUCAGCGCUCCGCCGCAGCUGCGCUUCCUUGGAUUCUCUUCCGUCGGAGAGCCAAGUCUCCAACUCUUCCAAGCUGCUCUCGUGCUGAACCUCGCUCCUGGUUUUACCUCUGGGACUGACAUCAAAUCUGCUGACUAGCAACAGAUUACCACAACACUCAGCGGGAAGAGCUCAUUUAAGAGCGAGGCACUGCAGAAGACAUGCACAGCCCAGGUGACAGGACGGGGCUGGAGAGGCGGAAAGAGUCGAGUGCGGCGCCCCUGGCGGGCAGUGGCUGCACUACACCCGACGAGCCGCCGCUCCUGGACGACCCUUAUCCCUUCGCCCUCGUACUACGGCUUCGUGUCCUCCAGAUCGUGUGCGGCAUUUCCGCGAUGGUGAUGGGUACGGUGACGUUCAUCGAGGAGCGGGGCGCUCUCAACCUUGGACUCGGUAUCCCCGCAGGAGCGGCCACCGUAGCCGCUGCAGCGGCCAGCAUCCACUCGAGCCGCGGCUUCGGCGGCUACCGCCCUCGCGGCCCGUCCCGCUGCCGCCGCUGCCUGGGGCCCAGCACGCCGGCCGCCGCGCUCUGGGGUUGCGCAUGCGCGCUGCACGCCGCGCUGCUCGUGCAGGCCGCCCGCACCGCCGUCUCCGCCAACAGCGCCACCGAAGACACCGACCUCACGGUGCUCGCAGCGGUGCUGCUGUGCCUGGCCGCCGGCACGCUGAGCGCCGAGUGCGCGCUGCUGCGAGUUGACUGGCGCUACGACCCCGACUGACCCCUGGAGGCGCUGGCGCCGCCGCCGCCAGUGUCCGUGAGCGUCGUGGCGCUGGAGGUCCCCGGCGCGGGAGGGCCUGGAUCCGUGGCGCCAGUCGGCACCUCCAAGGUGGCCUGGGCCGUCUGACACCGGGGCGAGGGACAGCCCCUCCUGCCCGCGCAGUGCGGGCGCUACGGCUGAGAAACUCUGCCAUCGGCGGCGCCACAGUGCAUUCUACUACUGCCCCACAUUUUCCGCCGUACCUUCUCUCUCUCUCUCUGAUGGCGAACGACUCUCUCUGCGCACCGUGUUCAGCAAUCAGGACAGCAUCAGUGUGCUAACACAAAUGACUUCCCGCUCCAACUUCUAGUGGAAAAUCUGUGAAUUUUAAUGCAACCGAGUGGAGAUAAAACCUAACGGCGACAAGAUUAAGGGUGGCUGGAACCCUAGAUAUAAACCAAGUGUCUUUCAUAAAUGCGUUGCGGAAAAUUGCGGAAUCUGAAGUCUUGUUGAAGUAUCAAACCUCUAUGUACAACAAUAGGUCCAAAAGCAUUGCCCAGUAUACUGUAGCACUAGUGAAAAUGUGUGUGAAAGUCCUAGUCGAUUAAUCCUUUCGAAACGUGUAUUAGCUAACGGUCAUUUUUAUCCACUGCAUUGCGGCUACAUUUCUUUCCACGCCAUGAGUGCACGUUCGUUGGCAUUUUGAGAGCGGUAAUUCGAAAACAUCUUUUCCCCGUAUCAUCGACAUUCAUAGAAACCCGAUUGAACUAGGCCAGAAGCGUAUGGGAAUUGUGGUUUCACAGAUUGCAUAAGUCCUUUUGUGCUGAGCGGGUAUCUAACAUUUUUGGGGGUGUAGGUUGAAGUCUCUUAAGUCUGGCCUAAGAUAAUCUGCAGCCAUCGUAUGGAUUAACACUUUUGUGCUUUGGUAAAGAUUCUUCCAUCACCACGAAAGUACGGUUCGGGGUGAUUCAAAAAGAUAGGAUAGAUUUCAACUGUUUAUUACAGAAGACACUGAAACGUAGAAACACAUUGCGUACCUCACUGGGUAGAGAAAUGUUGAAAGUCUUAUGAUGGCACAGACAUUAUGCCAUAUACGCCACAAGGGUACCGUAAGUUGCUCGAGAAACAUCAAAACGUUAGUCCAUUACAUUCCAAUAGAACCCUGUUUAUUUAAUUGACAGCUUCAAGAAUUCAAUUUCUCAGCUCUUGAAGAGUAGCUGCCACAGGUGGGACAAAUACUCUGCCUUUUACGUACACCCACAGAAAAUUUACAAGAAUGAGGGCCGGUGACUUUAGAGCCCAAAAGCAAUGAACAACACCUUGUUGUCGAUUUCUUGCAGUCCAACGUUGUGGGAUGGUGUUAUUAAGAUAACUCCGCACCUCAAGCUAAAAGUGAGGUGGGGCAGCACCAUGCAUAAAAACGAGAUCAUUGAAAUCUGUGUGAAACUGGGGAAACAACAAAUUUUGCAGCAUGUCCAGGUAUUCCUGUCACUGUUUCCUCCGCUAGAAAGAAAGUUUCGUAAGCUUUGUGAACAGAAACUACACAAAACACGUUACGGUUUGAAGUAUCGCAUGUUCGACGACGACCCAGGAUUUCGUGAUAUCCCUAAUUCUUACAUUAUGGCGGUUUACUUUACUCGAUGGAUGAAACUUCGAUUCGUUCGAAAACACGAAUCGUUCGGAAUAAGUGUCCUCUGCCAUAAACUUGAGGACUGAAAUGAAAAAUUUGUAAUUUCUGUCAUGGACGCCAUUUCUGCAGCAACUGCUACUUGUAAGGCUUCAUGUGCAGGCUUCGUUUCGGAACACGCCACACCGUUGUUUGAGGAAGUUGAAGUUCCUGACCUCCCCGUCUUGUGGGCUUUUGAGGCCUUCGAGUGAACGCACACGUUAGACAUUUUCAACAGCAAUGAGUCACCGACAAGUGCUCUUCCCUUUGCAUGCCAGUCAUAACUCUGCCUUUGCAGAGUCGGCUUCUUGUUGAACCGACGGCGGCAUGCACGUGGCAUUUGAACAGUGGCUUCACUUCGCACAAAUUUCAGCAAACGAUGUAAUUUAACUUUUGAAAUAGUCGCCUUUCCGCUACAAACAAACAACAGCACACCUGUUUCAAAACUUGCUCUACGCAAUGACAUGCACUAUGUGUUUCUUUCUUUUACUGUUUAUCUAUAACAAACGGAAAUGUCUCCUUUCUUCUUCAGUGAGUCAGUAUAUUAAUCGUCUAUAGUUACAAAAAAAUUUCACCAGCGAUCUGCUGUGUGACGUGGAACAUAGCUACUCUUUUCGAGGAAGAGAAACUAACUGUGGUAUCCAAUUAGGGCUAAGAAGAAACUGUCAAGUAUGGUCACAUGGUGAUAAUUCCUGAAAGCCGGGGCUAAUAUUCUAGUGUGACAUUGCGUAUCUGGAGUACGAAAGGUGGUAGGGGUGAAUAAGGGUCGGACUUCGGAGUAUUUAAAUUUGCCAUUAACCUAGCCUUCACCUCUGAAUUCUAGAAAUUGCUGACACGCGACUCGCCGAAGUGAUGUCCAGCCGAAGAACUAACACUGGGUCGUUGAUCAAUACGGAAUUAUUAUCAUCGCAUGAAAGCUUUUAGGACCAUUACUAAGAAAUCCUUAAAUAAGAACUUUAAGUAACGGCUUCUUCAUUUGCAGUGUAUUGCGCUAUGGAGCAUAGUUUUUCUGUGAACUCGUCGAUUAACAUCAAGGCGGACUAUUUUUAUUUUCCAUUAUCGUUUGUCUCAGGGCGAGGAGUCUGUCGUUUGGAAGGAAUUCAUUAAAGGUUGACGGGUUUUAUGAAAAUGACUGCAGCGGUGUACUGUUCAAUGGAAUGUCUCUGGUACUGAAUGAAGCAAUCAGUACAUCGAAUGCAGCGUCGUAAGAGACAGUUUCUGUUCCAUAUGAUGUUUCGGCAGACUGGCAACAGUUUACUGUAUGUAUAUGAAACUGAAUUCUUCCGGUUAGUAUGUGAAUAUGGUCGCCGUGGUACGGUCUCAAGUUAAUCGACCACGAUGGAAAAUUUACAGAAAUAUCAAAAGUAUAUUUGAUGCAGUGAAUAUCCAAUACUUAGAACUAGAAAACAUAAUCUCCCUAGUUCUUAUCACUCAUACGUGAAAGUGGCUCUUCUAUUACUAUUUUCCUAACCUUUGUACAAGACAAUAUCAUAUAAAUGACAGAGAGAUUUUACUGUUUCACUGAAAAUGAUCUUGAAGACACAUAACGUUAAUGGCUGUCUGUACGAGAGAGCGUUAUUUGAAGAGAAAUUACUGUCAAAUGUGAAGUGAAGCAAUAUGUGUGACAGUUGAUUGGACUGAACGAACAGUACAAUAACCUAAUAAGUGGAAGUGUGUGUUAUAUUUUUAGUUCUUUCUAAAGAACUAAUACAGUGACUAAUAGUUGACGGGAAUUUUGAACUAAUUGUUAUGAUAAAAAAGAUCUAUGUGUACAUAUAUAUAUAUAUUUAUGAAGUGGACGUAAACAUUUGAUCUUCUUCACUUGUACUGUAUGGAAACUCUAUAAGCUGUAAUUCUGCUGUAAUAUAUAGAGAAGAGGACACUCUAGAAAGUGGCUCUUCUACUACUAUUUUCCUAACCUUUGUACAAGACAAUACCAUAUAAAUGACAGA